UUGUAUGUGUUUGUCGGUGUGUAUGUUAUGUCAGUGUACCGGUGGCUCCCUGUUUUUGAUCCCUGUGUUUUUGUUGAACUUGUUGAAGGACUUUAAACCAAGAUCCCUGCUUCUGAGAGCGUCAUCGACCGGAACCUUGCGCGUUUUGAUUCUUGUUCCCACGGGGGGUUUAUUUAUUUGAAACACCGCGGUCACGUGACGUCACCACAGCGCUGAAGCUGAAGCGGAAGAAAAACAGAAAACACGACUCAGUGUUGCUGUCAGCUCAUUUAAGCUUCUCAGCAACUGGGACUAAAAUGUCUCCUGAUUAUUUAAACGUAUUUAAAUAACUGUUAGAUAGUCAAACAGUUCGGUUUUAUUUAUUUGUAUCAGUUUGUUUUAAAAAUGGAGCAAACUGCGACCAGCGUCACGACGGAUCCUGAAACCAACGGGCGUUCAACACGAUGGCGCAACUGGUCGGGGUUCUGGCUGCUCGGAUUGUGCAACAACUUUGCGUAUGUGGUCAUGCUGAGCGCGGCCCACGACAUCCUGAAGAAACAAUCGUCAGAAAACAACACGGCGUCUGCCUCAGCUUCAUUGACUGUGGAUUUCCAAAGUGGGAACAGCAGCAACAGCAGCCGCUAUGACUGCAACCCUGUGUCCACAGCGGCCGUCCUGUUAGCCGACAUCCUCCCAACGCUCGUCAUCAAGCUGUUCGCCCCCUUUGUCGUCCACAAAAUGCCUUAUGGGGUCAGAGUUUUGUUCUGCGCCGUCAUGGCAGCCACGAGCUUCCUCCUCGUGUCGUUCUCCUCCGCUGUGCUGAUGAGCAUUCUGGGAGUGAUUUUUGCCAGUGUAAGCUCUGGACUGGGCGAACUGUCCUUCCUGUCUCUCACCGUCUUUUUCAGCAGGGACGUACUGGGAGGUUGGGGCUCGGGUACAGGUGGUGCAGGAGUUGCCGGAGCCUUCAUCUAUUCAGGUCUCACGCAAGUCGGGGUGUCCCCUCAGAUCACACUCCUCAUCAUGCUGGUGGUGCCGGUUGCCAUGCUGAUAAGCUAUUUCUUCCUGCUGGAUCCUCCACCUUCAGUGCCUCAGUGGAGAAGCAGGGAGACCGAAUACGCAGCUGUGGGCUCAGAGGAGGACGAGCAGCUGAUCGACGGAUCAGAAGAAGAGGAGAAAUCCACCACAGAAGAACGGACCACCAGGCCGCUCACCUUCACAGAGAAGCUGCACGUCAUCAGGGGACUCCUGAAGUUUGUGUUUCCUCUGGGACUCGUCUACUUCGCCGAGUAUUUUAUAAACCAGGGCCUGAUGGAACUUCUGUAUUUCCCAGACUUUUUCCUGUCCCAUGCAGAGCAGUAUCGCUGGUACCAGACGCUGUACCAGGUGGGCGUGUUGGUGUCUCGAUCGUCUCUGUGCUGUGUGAAGAUCAGGAAAGUGUGGGCGCUCUCUCUGCUCCAGGUGAGAAACAGACAGAGGGGGCAAAUCAGAGGGGGCAAAUCAGAGGGGGCAAAACAGAGGGAGUUUGCGAUGGCUGCUGCCAGCGUGGGAGACAGUCUGGGCAUCGCUCUGGCCGGACUCGCCGCUUUCCCGGUCCACAGAUACUUCUGCUCCCUGUGAGCCGCCCACACAGCGAGCAGCUCGGUGAAUCAGACCGACGUGGCGUGGGAGCGUUUCAGUUCAAGGUUUUUUUAAAACUCUCAUAUGAGAGACUAUCUGACGAGAGCAGACUUCACUCCUUAAUGAACGGGAUGUUGGAAGUAACACAGUAUAAAUAUAUCACAGUGCUCCUGUACUCGAGUUUCAGGUAUCUGAAUGUAUAGUUUUAUGUUUUGAUUCAGAUACAAAAUCAUAAAACACAUCAUAGCUGCUCCAGAAGAUCCGAGCUUCUGAACUAAAUGUUGCUUUAUUUAACAGUGUGUUCGGUGUUAAAAGAUAAAACAUGUUUAUAGGUCGGUUUGUUGACCGAUAUGUGUUUUGCACUAAAAUCACUGACAGAAAAACUGCACUAAGAGCACCAUUCCUGUCGCUCACUAGUGAAAAGCUUUAAAGGAGCAAUAUGUAACUCUGACACCUAGUGGUUAAAAUGGGUACUGCAGUACAAAUUAAAAACAUUUGAGAGAGCCCCCCCCCCCCCCCACCCCCCUAGAGUCGAUGCUCACGCAGGUCACCAUGUGGUGGACACUGAAGCUUCAGUGUUUAGCCAGCUCUGCAUCAGUCUGUAAACCUUUUUUUUAUGUUACCUUUUAUUUUCUACUUACUAAGUGUUAUUUUUGUUUUGCUUUUCACUCAUCGAUGCAGAUCAAACAUGUCUGACCAAAUGUGCCUUUUUCUUUCCGUUUCUACCAAAGACUAUAACGGUUAUUUAAUGUGGAUAAAUAUUUUUAUUUUAUGUAGGUUAUUAAUCUGAAACAAAGGAAAACAUCCAACAUAUUAAAACUCUAAAUGUUUUACAUGUUUGUGGUUAGAGUCCUUACACAUUUGUAGAAAAACAAACGUCAGCAUUAAGCGGCAACUUCCCAAGUUGAAAAAUGAAGCCGAUGCGGAAGUGCAAAAUCCUGCAGUUCCUCGAGUGUCCACUAGAGUCCACUAGAAUUAUUUUUUGGGCUUUUUGUGCCUUUAUUAGAGAGAUGGUGAUAGAGUCAGAAAUCAGAGAGAGUGACAUGUGGAGAAGAAGCCACAGGUCGGAUUUGAACCCGGUCCGCCCAUACAUGGGGCGCUCACACUAACCACUACAUCACUGAUACCCCACGACAAAGUUUUUAAACCAAUAAUAAUAAAGAUAAACAGCAGCUGAAACAUGUUUGUGUCAUUCAGCUGCUGUUUCACCGAUGCUUCGUUUCUUUUCAAAUGUGCACAUUCCUGCUGAUGUUUUGUACUUCCUACCUACAUCAAUCCUGCUGUUACUGAUGAUUUUCUUAAUAAUUUAUUUUUAUUUUUGGUGCUUCAGUGAUUAAAGUGUUUUCCACCUUUGAACUGUUUAAUCAAUCACGCUCAAACUGUCAUGUAUAUUAAGAAAUGUGAAUAAAAGUUGAAGUCAUAUAAAAAAAAGUGGUAGAUAAUUUAUAAUGUAUUAAAGAUUAUCUACCAAACACCUUUA
Molecule: messenger RNA, 3076 nt
Organism: Labrus mixtus (cuckoo wrasse)
Lineage: Eukaryota; Metazoa; Chordata; Actinopteri; Labriformes; Labridae
Gene: cln3
Product: CLN3 lysosomal/endosomal transmembrane protein, battenin
Exons: 15
Coding region: 385-1596 (403 amino acids)
Biological process (GO): lysosome organization; regulation of intracellular pH
Cellular component (GO): membrane; lysosome
Source: RefSeq, a predicted model, not a curated record